Messenger RNA from Prorocentrum cordatum, 1047 nucleotides. NCBI's taxonomy places the organism in Eukaryota, Dinophyceae, Prorocentrales, Prorocentraceae. The record is from the annotation of a GenBank genome assembly.
AGUCGUUCGGCGCAAGGGCGCCGCUCGCGUUUCGCGCGCGCGAGGGGUGCAGGCCUGGCCGCUCGGCUGGCGGGCGCCAGCGGGGCCAUGAUGUCUGGAGGCAUGCCGCAGGGCAUGAUGUCAGGCUGGGGGCAGCAGCAGAUGCAGCAGAUGGGCCAGCAGCGGUCGCCCCAGGCGUAUGGGGGCAUGCCUGGAAUGCAGGGCCAGUACCAGCAGCAGGCGCCGCCCGCGGCAGCCUCGCCGUACCAGCAGCAGCCGCCCGCGCAGCAGUACCAGCAGCAGCCGCCCCAGAGAGGCGGCGCCCCUGCGAGCGACCCCCACGGGGCGGUGCCCGUGGGCAACGACAGGCAGGUGAGCGUCGCCGGCUGCUCCCACGCCACCGUCUCGGGCAUCGUCACCGGCUCCUUCACGGCGGUGACGCAGAAUCACGGGAAGCCCGCGUACAAGAAGGAUUCCCAGGUGAACGGCCUUGACGUGAUGCUGUACUUCUGGGACGAGCGCGAUGGGAAGGCCUUCAGCGGCUGGUGGUUCGGCCCGAAAGUAGGAGGCGACCAGGUCUGGGCGUACCAUCCGAGCAACACCAUGACGCCGCCGAAGUCGGGCUGGAAGGUGCCCUGCGACGGGCCGGUCGACCCGAACUUCGCGGUGUCGUCGGGCGCGGCCCCGGUGCCGUCCCAGCAGCCAGCCUGGGGAGGCGCCCAGCAGGCCCAGCCCGCCUGGGGCCAGCAAAAGGGAGCGCCACCGCCUCAGCAGCAGCCGCCGCAGCAGUCCUGGGGCGGGCAGCAGCAGAAGCCGCCGCAGCAGCAGCCGCCGCCGCAGCAGCCGCCGCCGCAACAGUCGUACGCCCAGUCAUAUGGGGCUAGCCAGCCGCCGGCGCGGCAGCCGCCGGCGCAGCAGCCGGGUCCGUCGUGGGGCGGCCAGCAGCAGGCGCAGCGGGCGGCGCCGGCGCCAGCGACAGGUUUCAGCACGCCGGCGCCGAGCGCCUAUGGCGCGGCGGCAGGCGGCAUGAACGCGGCCAUGCAGGCCAUGCAGAGCCAGGCACCAUGG